AUGUCUCAUUCCCAGCCUGCCCUUGAUGUCUUCUUCUACUUUCAGAAACAGGAGCUCAAGCUCAGCUUCAAUUCGCCCAACCAAGCAGCAUCCUACCAGAACCGCAAUCGAGAAUCCCGCAUCUUCGCCAACGAGCCCAGCGCCGUGUACCUCCCGCUAGCCCCGUCCAUGGUUUACCUGCGGGACAGUAGCAAGGGGCUUGUCAUUGGCUUCGCAAAAUCAGAGGACGCCGACCUGUGGUGUCGGGCCUCUAUUCUGGGCCAGAAACACGGGCACUAUGAGGUGCACAUCGGCCGCGGGUGGACAGACGAGCAGCUGAACCAGGCCCUCCAGAUCCAACACCAGCCCUACGUGCCGAAAAGCAGCAGCCGACCGCAGAGUAUCCAAUCCACUAUAGAGCCCACGCCGCCGUCGAGUUCAGGGUCGGACUCAAACUUGAAACCCUCGUCCAGUCCUCCUCAAGGGCUCCCGCUUUCCCAGGACGAAUCUCCGUCCGCCUGCCAGUCGUCUAGAGCCCCGUAUCUACCGUCUGCACUCGCUAUUGGUUCAAGUCAGGCUGCCGCGCAGAGAUCAAAAUCUCCUGGUCGUACUUUACCGCCCGCAUUGCUGCCUCAAGGAACGGCUACGCCUCGCUACUCGGCCCAGGAUAGUUUUCAAACACCGAUCCCUUUUUAA
Aspergillus bombycis is the source of this 675-nucleotide messenger RNA. RefSeq lists its product as uncharacterized. Lineage: Eukaryota; Fungi; Ascomycota; Eurotiomycetes; Eurotiales; Aspergillaceae. The record is from RefSeq and is a predicted model, not a curated record. Bases 1 to 675 code for a protein of 224 amino acids. The transcript has a single exon.